Molecule: messenger RNA, 4731 nt
Organism: Arachis duranensis
Lineage: Eukaryota; Viridiplantae; Streptophyta; Magnoliopsida; Fabales; Fabaceae
Exons: 3
Coding region: 1-4731 (1576 amino acids)
Biological process (GO): DNA integration
Molecular function (GO): zinc ion binding; nucleic acid binding
Source: RefSeq, a predicted model, not a curated record
AUGGGUCAGGACACCACUAUGCCUCGCGGGAUCAAGAGAGUGUACUUAAAUGAUGAGGCUCGGCUUUGGCAUCAGAUCUUUAGCAACUUUGUGAUGCCAAGUACUCAUGAGACAGAGAUCCCGGCUGCCAUGAUCACCCUUCUAUGGUGUGUGUUGGAGGGCCGUCGAGCUGACGUGCCAUGGGAGGAUGCCAAUGAGAGACCACCAGCGGCGGACUGCAGGAAGAUCAUUCCUCACAGCAGGAACUUCCUCGCUUUGGGCUACAGACCACCACCUUUCACUGCUACUGAUGAGACAGCCCCUCCGUCUGCUGGACCCUCUUCAUCCACUUCUGCACCUGCUGCCACCACUGCACCUCCACCUGCCUCUGAGCCGGUAUACCGCCUCGUGCACCGCCUAUUCCGCCAGCUCGAUCAGAUGGAGCGCCGUAACAGGCGCCGGUAUGAGAGACUGGAGCGUCGCAGCAGGCGACGUUAUUCGCAUCUGAAGUUGAUGAUCAGACAGGGCGCCGACAUCCUCUCCGAGCUCGACACACCAUCAGAGCCAUCAGAGGAGGAGGAGGAUGAGCACGAGGAGGAGCCUCACCCCCAGGCGGAGACUCAUCAGCAGGUAGGUGUAGAACAGCCUGCACCACACCAGGAGGUCCCACAUCAGCUUGAGGCUGCAGACCCGGAGAUCCCGAUCCAAUAUUGGUAUGAGUCUCUUCUUGAGAGCAAAGAAGCAGCUGGACUUCCUCCUCCUUCUUGGGAAGAGUUUACUGAAGAGUUUCUUGCUCGAUUCUAUCCAGCUAACAAGCAAGCAGAAGAUGCAAUUGCCUUUGAAAGAUUAAGGCAAGAGAAUAUGACAGUGACUGAGUAUGCUAAGGAGUUUACUAGACUUUCUAAGAGUGCUCCGUACUUGGUGAAUUCAGAAGAGAUGAAAGUUUAUCGUUUCGUUCAUGGAUUGGCAGAACCUAUGUUCACUACUCUUAUGCCUGAAGACGGACGCAUGUCUUUUAAGGAUGUCCUAAACUCUGCCUAUGGAAUUGAAGCUGGGAUAGCGGAGAGAAAUGCUUUUAAGGAUGUUGGUAAGAAGCCCAAGAUGAAGGGACAAUUUUCUGGUGGAUCUAGUUUAGGAGGAUUUCAAUCUCAUCAUGGUCAAACUAAUCAGCAAAGUUAUUCGGGGUAUCGAGCUCGUCCUCAAGCAUCUUUUGGUGGGGUUGCUUCUUCUGGAUCUGCUCCCAUGAGUGUUUCGAAUCCCAGACCUUUUGUUAAGAGCACCUCUCAAUCUAGUGCACAGGGUUCAAAUCAGACAAGGCCAGCUCAGCCCUAUUGUCUUCAGUGUGGGAGUUACCAUUCCGGUAUAUGUUUCAAGGCUACUGGUGCAUGUUUUGGUUGUGGUCAAUCUGGUCAUCUUAGGAGGGAUUGUCCAAAUUCUAGAGGAGGCUUUGCUCCAGGUAUUGCACGUCCUACAACACCAAUGCCAUCAUCUUCAGCUAUGUCUCUUGGAAAUUCUUCUGGUCCUAGUGGCAGAGGAGCAGGUGGUAGGGGUCAGACUUAUAACAGAGGAGGGAGCCAAAGAGGAAGAGGUCAGGCACGUGUGUAUGCCUUAACACGUCAAGAUGCUCAAGCUUCUCAUGCUGUGGUGGCAGGUACUUUACAAGUUUGUUCUUUAGAUGCUCGAAUGUUAUUUGAUACGGGUUCUCAUUAUUCAUAUGUAUCUCCACAUCUUGCAUCUCGUUUCGGUAAACAACCUGAACUGUUAUCCCACCCAUUUCAUGUUGGCACUCCGCUUGGAGUCUCCACGAUGGUUCGAGUCGUAUUUCAGUCUUGUGUUGUUAGAAUUAAUACCGUUGAAACCUUAGCUGAUUUGAUCCUUUUAGAACCAAUGGAAGAUAUUGAUGUCAUCUUAGGCAUGGAUUGGUUAGCAGCUUGUCAUGCUGAUGUGGGCUGUUACUCCAAAACUGUAAAGUUUGACAUACCGGGUAUCUCACCUUUUGUUUUUAAGGGUGAUGACUGUCCCACUUUAGCUAGCAUCAUCUCAUCUAUGAGUGCUAUGCAAUUGAUGGAUAAGGGAAACCAAGGAUUUCUGGCAGUUGUUAGAGAUGUUGAUGCCGAAGUGCCUAGUCUUGAUCAGGUUCCUAUAGUUAGAGAAUUUCCUGAUGUGUUCCCUGAUGAGCUACCAGGGAUGCCACCUAAUCGCGAAGUUGAGUUUUCCAUAGAAUUAGCUCCAGGAGUCCAACCUGUGUCCAUUCCUCCCUAUCGUAUGGCUCCAACUGAGUUACGAGAAUUAAAAGUUCAAUUGGAAGAUAUGCUAGAGAAAGGAUUCAUUCGUCCUAGCACUUCUCCAUGGGGAGCUCCUGUUCUAUUCGUAAAGAAGAAGGAUGGGACGAUGCGACUAUGUGUGGAUUAUCGUCAGCUCAAUAAGAUAACUGUUCGCAACAAGUAUCCAUUGCCAAGGAUUGAUGAUUUGUUUGAUCAACUUCAAGGAGCUACCUGUUUCUCAAAAAUCGACCUGCGUUCAGGGUACCAUCAAUUGAAGAUAAAAGAGGAAGACAUUCCAAAAACUACUUUUCGUACUCGCUAUAGGCACUACGAGUUCUUAGUAAUGUCCUUUUGUCUGACGAAUGCGCCAGCAGCUUUCAUGGACUUAAUGAAUCGAGUCUUCAAACCUUUCUUGGACCGCUUUGUUAUCAUCUUCAUUGAUGAUAUCUUGGUGUAUUCGAAAAGUGCUACGGAGCAUGAGUAUCAUUUGAGGAUUGUGUUACAAACCUUAAGGGAUCACAAGCUUUAUGCUAAGUUUUCUAAAUGUGAGUUUUGGCUUGAUCAAGUGACAUUCUUGGGGCAUGUGAUAUCAAAAGAUGGAAUCAUGGUGGAUCCAAAGAAGGUUGAAGCCGUUCAGAAGUGGCCAAGGCCAACUACAGUGACAGAAAUUCGCAGCUUCCUAGGGUUGGCCGGUUACUAUCGGCGGUUCAUCAAGGACUUUUCGAGAAUUUCGACACCAUUAACCAAGUUAACUCAGAAGAAUGUGAAGUUUCAAUGGUCAGAAGCUUGUGAGGAAGGUUUUCAGACACUUAAGGCUUGUCUAACCUCAGCACCAGUUCUUGUUUUACCUUCUGGGUCUGGGGGAUUCUCAGUCUUUUGUGAUGCAUCUCGGAUAGGACUUGGUUGUGUAUUAAUGCAGCAUGGCCGCGUUAUUGCCUAUGCCUCGCGACAACUCAAGAAGCAUGAGCAGAAUUAUCCAACUCAUGACAUGGAGAUGGCAGCGGUCGUCUUUGCUUUAAAGAUUUGGAGACAUUACCUUUAUGGUGAGACCUGUGAGAUCUAUACGGAUCACAAGAGUUUGAAGUAUAUAUUCCAACAAAAGGAUUUAAAUUUAAGGCAACGGAGAUGGAUGGAGUUGCUAAAAGAUUAUGAUUGUACCAUUUUGUAUCAUCCUGGAAAGGCAAAUGUUGUAGCAGAUGCCCUCAGUAGAAAAUCUAUGGGUAGCUUGGCCCAUAUCACUCUUGGAAGGAGACCAAUUGUUGAAGAAGUCCAUCAAUUGGAGGCCAGUGGAAUUCAAUUUGAUCUUGGAGAAUCAGGAGUUUUCUUAGCACAUGUUCGAACCCAAUCUUCCCUGAUAGAACAGAUCAAGGUUGCACAAAGUGAUUGGUGGGAAGGCAUGAAGAAAGACAUAGGAGUUUUUGUUUCUCAUUGCUUAACUUGCCAACAAGUUAAAGCUGAACAUCAAAGACCUGCUGGGUUAUUACAACAGAUUGAGAUACCUGAAUGGAAGUGGGAAAGGAUUACAAUGGAUUUUGUAACAGGUUUACCUCGUAGUUUUAAAGGUUUUGAUUCAAUUUGGGUAAUUGUGGAUAGAAUGACGAAGUCAGCUCACUUUCUUCCGGUGAAAACAACUUUCAGUGCAGCUCGGUAUGCUCAACUUUAUGUUGAUGAGAUAGUUAAGCUACAUGGAAUUCCAGUGUCCAUUAUUUCAGAUCGCGGGCCCCAGUUCACCUCUCAUUUUUGGAAAUCUUUUCAAAAAGCGUUAGGAACCCGUCUAGAUCUUAGCACAGCUUUUCACCCUCAAACUGAUGGGCAAUCAGAGAGGACGAUCCAGAUAUUGGAAGACAUGUUAAGGUGUUGUGUUCUAGAUUUUGGUGGGAAUUGGGACAGCUAUCUACCUUUGAUCGAGUUCUCUUAUAAUAAUAGUUAUCAAGCCAGCAUUCAAAUGGCACCAUUUGAGGCUCUUUAUGGGAGAAGAUGCAGGUCACCUAUUGGGUGGUUUGAGGUUGGUGAGGUUAAGCUUUUAGGGCCAAAUUUGGUACAAGAUGCGGUUGAGAAGGUUCGCAUAAUAAGAGAACGUUUAUUAGCAGCUCAGAGUAGGCAGAAGGCUUAUGUUGAUAAUAGGAGGCGUAACUUAGAAUUUUCAGUGGGUGAUCAAGUGUUUCUUAAGGUGUCACCUAUGAAGGGAGUGAUGAGGUUUGGAAAAAGAGGGAAGCUAAGUCCUCGUUAUAUUGGUCCAUUUGAGAUAUUGGACAGAAUAGGUGUAGUCGCUUAUCGCUUGGCACUACCGUCUGAGUUGUCUAUGAUUCAUCCAGUUUUUCACAUGUCAAUGUUGCGCAAAUACCUUUCUGACCCAUCUCAUGUGCUUACACCACAAGCCAUAGAGCUAAAGGAGGAUUUAUCAUUUGAAGAGGAACCCGUGGCUAUCGUUGAUCGCCAAGUAAAGAAACUACGUUCUAAAGAGAUAGCAUCUGUGAAAGUUGUUUGA